AACGCUGUCAGCCGGUGUAAUGGCGCCUCGAGUUGCAUUUUAGUAUUUUCUACCUUACAAUUACAUUUUAGUUAGGUUUUAGUUUUAGUGGUACAAGCUGUGGCAUUUUGUGCAGAUUUCUCCAUUAUCGGAUUAAACUGUGAGAUUGCUCAGAACUGUCUAAAGAAACUGGGUCAUUGAAAGAAAAGGUGAAAAAUGACCUCGUCUUUCGAGGACUUCAGCAUUCCUGAUUUCGGUUCUACAGACCAAAAUGAGGAGGAUAUAAAUGAAAGUUGCAGGUUAGAAAAAGAUUCUUCAAAUGAUGCAGACAUGUUUGAAGAUUCAUCUGGGGAGGAGAGUUUCGAAGCCACCUGUAGUGUUGAUCAUGGUGGGAUUCAAACAUGUACUGCCUCAGCUUCAAAAAAUUCCAUAGCAGAUGAUGUAGUUGGAAAUAUCACCCCAGACACAAAAGCUUUAGUUUCCUUUAGGGAAAGUUCAACAACCUUUGAUGAGGAAACUCUGAUGAAAAUGACUGAUGAAGAGCAUGAAUUUUUUGAGAGAUACAAAGAAGCAAACCAAGCCCAACUGUCUUCAUUAAAGUGCACCACUUGUUCGUGCCAACUUUUCCUUGUUAAUCGUGAGAACAUCCGCAUUCAUCCUGUUUUAGGCGUGUUGAUUUGCAAAAGCUGCCGCGAAUUUUACAGUAACGGUCCUUUUACCAAAGAUGAAAAUGGUCAUGAUGAAUAUUGUCGUUGGUGCGCCGAAGGCGGAAUGAUAAUAUGCUGCGACACUUGCACCAACGUAUUUUGCAAAGCGUGCUUACGUCGUUGCCUAGGUCGUGCGAAUUUACUAGAAAUCACUGGCAGCAAAUGUAAAUGGAGUUGUUUAAUUUGCAACAAUCUUCCCCUCUGGACACAAAGAGCUCUGUGCAGGAUGGUGAUGUCUGCAAUGAAAUCAACCCCUGGUCGAAAGUCUCUAUCUCGCCGAUCAUUGUAUGGAUCACCUGAAGUAGCUGAAUCAAGCGAUCCUGCCGUUUGGUUACCAGCUAUCAUAAAUGAGGCAGAAAAAUUAGCCACGUACUGUAAGGUAUUGGCAGCAAAAGUAGGAACCAGCUGGUCUAAAAACGGUGGAGGUAGCGCAGAAGGUACAAGCAAUCGCCGCGACAAAGAAACAGAUAAACUGAAAGUCAUUAGCUGCUGCCGCAAACUUCGUAAAGCCGUUGUCACUACCGGCGUAAACAUGAAGUUACUGGAAAAGAAAAUUGUUACCAAAUUUGAGCAAAACUAUGGCAAUACUGCCGACAUUGAUGUUGAGCGGCCGUCGGAAGUAUCUAGCUUAUUGCACGAAUCGAAACAACCAGCUGGGAAGAGACUUAUUGUCAAAUUCAAGAAUUUCCGUCAAGCAAACAGUAAGCAAGAUUACUAUGCUGAAGUUCGGGAAUCUCCUCCUCCGGUCACAGUCACUUCAAGUUCAAUAAAGGAUUCCCCUCAAAAAUCUUCUUGCUCAAUGAGCAGUCUGGCAACUAUUCCACAUUGUCCCAGUCCGUUAUCAACCAGAGAGCCUUCCGUUGACAGCGAUGUAUCUACUGAAGUUGAAACCCAGCCCAUCGUAGCUAAUGAAAACCGACUACCAGAGGUAGAAAAUUCUCUCACGAAUGAUGAACCAAUCGAGUUUUUCGAUACCUUUUCUGAGUUAAUUGAUGGCAAAUCUACUGAAACUCAUGUCCUCCAAGGAGGUCCGAAGUCUGCGGGUGAAGAUGAUCAUAAACUAUUGUUGGGGCAAUUCCCUGCCUUUUCCGGAGAACCGGACCCGAAUACUCUUUCGCCCGAUAUGUUUUCAGCUACCCUCCAGAACGAGAUUUUGGAUCUUGAGGAUUCCGCGGAGACUGUUGCACUUAACAGAAUACUGCCUAAAAGUGAAGUAAAAAACGACGGUGAGCAUGUAAACGUCGUCAAGCAAGAAUCGCAAACUCCAACUUCGUCACCUUCGUUCCUUACUGCCAAUUUACUAGGUGCAAACGGCGUGCCUCAUUUAGGCACCCCAUCUCACGCAGCAGGAGGCCAGAAGCCAUUCAAAUCCAAACUGUCUAGAAAUACGUCCAGCUCGAAGGAAGCUACUAGUAGUGGUUUUCCACCUGCAGCGAAUGAUGAAACCGUGGACAAGUCUAAUUCGAUUACAGCCAGCCCAACCGCAACAUCUUUCAAUCCCAAUCUUUCUACAUCAACACCGGAUUUGAAUGAAAAGACAAGACAACAACUAUUAAAGGACUCCACGGAUUCCGACGACAGUCUUGCUGAAUUGAAGCUUAGCCCACGUGUAAAAAGGACGAAGAAAAGAAGCCGCAUACCACUGGGGCUAGAAGACGAUCCGAAAUUGAAAGCCGAGUGUGCAGUUGUGGUAAACCGCAUCACUAUUUUGAAUGAAGUGCUUGCCAUGGAAAAUGUGAAAAACAGUGAAUCACAAGAAAAUACGCUCAAAAAUGAAAUUGAUCGCAUGGUCAAAGAUCCAUUAAAUAUCGCUGUGAGGAGCUCACGCAUUGAAUCUGAUUCAGAUUGCGAACUAGAUGGUUUCGGAAAGAAAAGAGACGGACUUAAAAAGAAACGUACAAAGUCCCGAAAGGAUAUCAAAAAAUCUUUCCGGCUUGCGGAUUUGGGAUCAUCUUCGUCGUCAGAUUCAGACGUUAAAACAGAUAUUGAGCUUGCCGGUGUUACGGAAAUGUCGACAGCUUCCCCGCUUCCGAAUCGCAGUGAAACAGUUCGCCAAUCUUUGCUGGCUGCAAGCGAUUCAGACUCGCAUUUUGAUAUGGACAUGAAUGAAAUCGCCAGUAGUCCGAUCGCCGUUCAGGAAUCAGCUGAAGAGAAAGCAACCGAUGAAUGUGGCGUGAUUAUUCCGACUGAUGACAAUGGAAUGCAGGAAGUAAAAGAAGAGGUUGUUGGUCUCAGCGCAGAUGGAGAUGAUGUCGCUAAAACGUCAAACCUCAAAAUUGAUAAACUGUUGCGCAUGUCACUUGCCGAUCCCGAAGCUGAAUCCGACUCGAAAAAAUCACAGAAAGGCAAGGAAUCAAAGAAAGAAAAAAAGAAAAUUAUGAAAGAUAGAAAGAAGCGCCGCAUUCAAUCCGACUCAGACUUUGAAUCUUCAGAAUCAGAGAAAGACAAGAAGAAGCGGAAAAAGAAACGUUCAAGUCCGUCUGACUUAGAGGAAAUUUCGAAUGAUGACGAAAAUGAUUCAGGGAAAGAAGCAAAAUCUAAAUCUAAAUCGCGUCGGCGUAUAAAGAAAACUGCCCAAUCAAGUGACUCUAUGGAUUCCAAUGAUUCCGAUAUCGAGGUUCUUAAUGAAUCUCAACGUUCUGAUCCGGGAGGGCCCAAAGGAAGAAAGAACAUCAAGAAAAUCAUGAAAGAUACCAAUCUUAAGGAUGAGACAAAGGCUGCUGCAAAGGAAGAAGAAGACAGAAAGAAACGUAUAGCCGAACGUCAAAGGUUUUACAAUGAAGCCUUCGUUGGUGACCAGGCGCUUAUCAAUGCCCAGACUCAUCACCUAGUGUUAGAUUUUGAUCCGAAAAACAAACAGGAACUAGUGACGGUUGACAAACAUAUCGUUACAAAAUUGAAACCUCAUCAAGUGAAAGGUGUCAAAUUCAUGUGGGAUGCUUGUUUCGAAUCCAUUGAGAGGCUCAAAGAUCAUCCUGGCUCAGGCUGUAUCCUAGCCCAUUGCAUGGGUUUGGGUAAAAGCCUUCAAGUGGUCACCUUGGUUCACACCGUUCUGACUCACAAAGAAUGUCAGGUCGAUCGCGUUCUGGUGGUCUGUCCUCUUAGCACCGUCCUCAAUUGGGUCAACGAGUUUAAAGUGUGGCUUCCUCGGGAUUCUGACAUCGAAAUUUACGAAAUGGCUAGCGCUAAGGGUAACAGCAAAGAAUUGCGGGUUUUCACGCUACGCAGCGGCUGGCUCGAAGGUGGGGGAGUUAUGAUCAUUGGCUACGACAUGUAUCGUAAUUUGACCAACGAAAACAACAAGAAGAUCAGUAAAAAGGAACGCGAUGUGUUCACACGCUCGCUAGUUGAUCCUGGACCACAGCUCGUCGUUUGCGAUGAAGGCCACUUGCUGAAAAACGAAAAGACUGCGUUGUCCAAAUCCAUGAAUAAGAUUUCCACACGACGGCGCGUUGUCUUGACGGGCACACCGCUUCAAAACAGCUUACUCGAGUACCAUUGCAUGAUUCAGUUCGUGAAACCUAACCUACUGGGAACCGUUAGGGAGUUCACGAAUCGUUUCGCGAAUCCCAUUAAGAACGGACAAGCUGCUGACUCCACCGACUCUGAUGUACGGGUUAUGAAACGAAGAGCCCACGUUUUGCAUAAAAUGCUUGAAGACUCUGUGCAACGGUUUGAUUACGCGGUUCUGACCCCGUUUUUACCUCCUAAACACGAAUACGUUGUAUCAGUGAAGUUAUCGGAAAUACAGAUCAAGAUGUACCAGUAUUACCUUGAGCAUCACGCCAAGGGUGGUCCAGGCAAUAUAGGCCGAGGAAAAGGUGCUGGACUAUUUGCCGAUUUUCAAGAGUUGGGACGAGUUUGGACCCACCCUAAAGCAUUACUGUUGGCUGAACUCAAUCGUGAAGCAAAGGCGAAAAACAACAGUGACUCAGAGGGAUCUUUGGUGGACUUCAUUGACGACCGAGGUGAAAGCCCGGAAAGUGAGGAUGAUGGUGGUGUUGUAUGUUUGGAUGAUAGUAGUGAUGAAAAAGAACGAGUACCAACAAGAUCAAACGGUUUCAGAAUGAGAACUCGUGCUGCCCGUGGAGACCAACCACCACCAGAGGAUGAAUUGGGUGUAACAACCCCAAUGUCUAGCACAUGGUGGUCACAGUUUGUUCAAGAUGAGGACAUGGUCAAAAUAGAACAUAGUGGCAAACUUGUGCUUCUCAUGGAUAUUUUGCGUCAAUGCGAACUCAUUGGUGACAAAGUCCUGGUCUUCAGUCAGUCUCUUGUCUCCUUGAAUUUAAUUGAAGAAUUUCUCGCUGCCGAAGACGAACGAAAUGAGAAAACUCGAGCAAGUCUUGCUAGCACCGAUUUAAAACAGGAUCAUAAUGGCACAUGGCGAUUGAAUCAAGAUUACUUCCGAUUAGAUGGGCAGACGUCGGCGGAGCUGCGCAAAAAUGCAUGCAAUGCGUUCAACAACCCAUCAAAUCUUCGCUCUCGACUCUUUCUUAUUUCAACCAAAGCUGGUGGCUUGGGAAUCAAUUUGGUUGCCGCCAACCGUGUCAUCAUUUUUGAUGCAUCUUGGAAUCCCUCGCAUGAUGUGCAGAGUAUUUUUCGUGUUUAUCGAUUUGGACAAAAGAAACCGUGCUACAUUUAUCGGUUUUUGGCUCAAGGGACUAUGGAAGAAAAAAUCUAUGAUCGCCAGGUAACAAAGCUGUCUUUGUCUUGCCGUGUAGUCGACGAACAGCAAAUCGAACGCCAUUUCAAUUCAGCGGAUUUAAAUGAAUUAUACAUUUUCGAACCGGAUAGCCAUUUGCGCCGGCCUACACCACUUCUGCCGAAAGAUCGUCUACUGGCCGAACUGACCAUACAAAGGAAAGAUUGGAUAGUCACUUAUCACGAGCAUGAUUCUCUUCUUGAAAACAAGUCAGAAGAAGAACUAUCGGAAGCAGAACGGAAAGCCGCAUGGGACGAUUUCGAAAAUGAAAAACGUGGCGUAAAUCCAAUGAUGGGUAUGAUGAUGAAUGAAUCGCCUGGUUUUAUGAGUAUGCCUGGAAUGCCGGACAUUUUGGGAGGAUUGGCCGGACGAUCGGUUGCUGGUAUUCCACUCAGCAGCAUAGCCGCCAUGAUAUACAAUUCAAAUCCUGGGAUUACUCAGGACGAGUUCCUUGGAAGGCUCCGACUGACUGUGGACCAGCUUCAAAACUUCUCUGUUCAGCAAGCGGCUGCAGCUGCCGCCGUUGCUUCUGCACAGAAUGCAUUACAGCAGCCUGGUGAUGCUCAAAGAUUACUAAUGCAGCGACAAGUAGCCGCUGAUCAGCUUAAACGCCAAUUUGGAAAUACGCCGCAAGGGCCAGGCCCAAGCGGAUUAGGAGCAUCAGCCCCGCCGAGAUCACGUGGCAGGCCAACUAUUGGUCCACAUCAGCGAACGGAUUUAUAUGGCCUGGCCCCCGUUAUUUACAAUACGACUACGGGGUUGAAUGAGCCAGAAGGACCCAGUGGAUCUAAUUCUGUACCUAAGACAUAGACAGAACUUCGUCGAAUGAAGUUAGGCGUAGGAUCAAUCUAUUCUCUCGAUAAUAGUUGGCCGGAUGAUUUUUUGUAUCAAAUUGUGCCCUGUUUGAGGAACAAUAUUAUUUGUGUCAGCCACACUUGGUUGAUAGAGCCUCACGCGAAAUUCCUAGGUAAAUCCCCAGUUUAAAUGUAAACUACUGCGGGUGACAUGUUUUUUAGCUUAUGUUUUUCUUAUUGUCCUCCGUUUUCCUCUCCUCGGUUCUUCCUUCCUUUCUCCUGCGGCGGAGUUUGUGACGGAAUUAGUUGUUCCUGUAUUCCUCAACCUUAUGCUUUACUCGAUUUACCCAAGUUUGUUUUCAAUUAAAUACAUUCACCAAGAAAUUUCAUAUGAUAUUACUUGAUUUUGACCUUUCACUUCUUUCGACUUCUCACUGAAAUCCUGAAAACCUUUCUCGACUGCUCUUGAUGUAUUUUAUUUUAAUUUUUUUUUCAUGUGAUAAUGCUUAUUGUAUUCUUGAUAUUGUUCGAUUCAAAUCUCACGAAUUCGUUAAUACAAUUAAAACGAGUACGCCAGUACGUACCGUGAGUUGUA
Messenger RNA from Daphnia magna, 6780 nucleotides. RefSeq names its product transcriptional regulator ATRX homolog. Gene Ontology annotation, molecular function: ATP hydrolysis activity; ATP binding; ATP-dependent chromatin remodeler activity. Gene Ontology annotation, cellular component: nucleus. NCBI's taxonomy places the organism in Eukaryota, Metazoa, Arthropoda, Branchiopoda, Diplostraca, Daphniidae. The record is from RefSeq and is a predicted model, not a curated record.